This is a messenger RNA of Penicillium griseofulvum, 1434 nucleotides long. It is a transcript of the gene egl3, whose product is annotated as putative extracellular endoglucanase/cellulase. The record is from RefSeq and is a predicted model, not a curated record. Gene Ontology annotation, molecular function: cellulose binding; hydrolase activity, hydrolyzing O-glycosyl compounds. NCBI's taxonomy places the organism in Eukaryota, Fungi, Ascomycota, Eurotiomycetes, Eurotiales, Aspergillaceae. The transcript has 4 exons. The coding region runs from base 1 to 1434 and encodes 477 amino acids. Gene Ontology annotation, cellular component: extracellular region. Gene Ontology annotation, biological process: glucan catabolic process.
AUGAAGUUCACCAACAUUGUUCUGGCUGCCAGCGCCGCUACUGUGGCCUGCGCAUACCCCCGAGGACGGGAAGCUGUUCCCAACAAGCAGACUGCUGAGAUCAAGAAGCGUGCCAAUGGAUUCACUUGGGUCGGUGUGAGCGAGUCCGGUGCCGAGUUCGCCCCUGGCAGCCUUCCCGGUACUCUGGAAAAGGACUACACUUGGCCCAAGACCUCCCAGAUUAAGAUUCUGAGAGAUGCCGGCAUGAACAUCUUCCGUGUCCCCUUCUUGAUGGAGCGCCUGGUGCCCUCCAGCAUGACCGGUGCCCCGGAUGCGACUUACAUGGCCGCCCUCAAGUCUACUGUCAAGUUUAUUACCGACAGCGGUGCCUAUGCCGUCAUUGAUCCCCACAACUACGGAAGAUACGGUGGCAACAUCAUCACCUCGACCUCCGAUUUCAAGGCCUUCUGGAAGACAGUUGCUAAGGAGUUCGUCUCCAACGAGAAGGUCGUCUUCGAUACCAACAACGAGUACCACGAUCUUGACCAGACCCUCGUCCUGGACCUGAACCAGGCCGCCAUUGAUGCUAUCCGUGCCGCUGGCGCCACCAGCCAGUACAUCUUCGUCGAGGGCAACUCUUGGAGCGGCGCCCACUCCUGGACCGCCAACAACGACAACCUCAAGGCUCUUACCGACUCCGAGGACAAGAUAGUCUACGAGAUGCACCAGUACCUUGACGGCGACAGCUCCGGAACCUCCCCAUCCUGCGUCAGCGCUACCAUCGGCAAGGAGCGUCUCGAGUCCGCCACCGCCUGGUUGAAGAAGAACCACAAGAAGGGCUUCAUCGGCGAGUUCGCCGGUGGUGUCAACAGCGUCUGCGAGUCUGCCGUUGAGGGCAUGCUCUCCUACAUGUCCGAGAACAGCGACGUCUGGACCGGCGCCGAGUGGUGGGCUGCCGGUCCCUGGUGGAAGUCUUACAUGUACAACUUGGAGCCCGCUGAUGGCCCUGCUUACGCCACCUACCUCCCCAUCCUCGAGAAGUACUUCGUCGAUGGCAAAGCCGCACCCCCGGCCGAAGUUUCUUCAUCCACCAAGACCACCUCCACUGUCCAGACCUCCACCACCACCAUUGCCGACGUUAAGGUCACUACCACCACCAAGCCCAAUGUCCAGGUCCCCAGCGCUACCUCCAGCUCCACCACCACCGCUGCCGCUGAGACUACUACUACUGCCGCUGUCGGCAAGGUUCCCACUACCACUGCUGCCCCUACUACCCUCGUCACUGCCACAACCAAUGCUCAAGUAUCUACCUGCACCCCACCUGCCUCUACUGAGAACAUUGCUAAGCAAUACUACCAGUGCGGCGGCAUCAACUGGACCGGCCCCACUGUCUGUGAGACUGGAACCACCUGCGUUAAGCAGAACCCUUACUACUCCCAGUGCCUUAGCGCCUAA